GGCUCGAAUCCCAAUUCCCCCCCUUUUCUCCUCAUUAUUUUAUUUCCUCUUCUGACUUUCACCCUUUCUGUUGCUCACUCCAAAAUCCCAACCAAUCUUUUAUUCCCUUUUUAAUAUUCCUCCUCCUCCUCCUCUGGACGUGCGUACAGCAAAACCCACGUCGCCUUCUGCGCUGCUUCUCUUCUUUCUUCAUCAUCUUCCGGGUUUCAAUCGGAUUGCUGCUCUUAUUCUGGUCUUACAGAUGCGCCUGUUUCUGGGUAUUGUAGGGUUUUUGUUUGUUCUUAUUUGUUUCGUAACAGCGCCCUGCUCUGUUUUCGUUUUUGUGCCUCUGAUUUUGCGAUUAGUUUGACUUUUCUAAGAUUUGGGUUUCUGGGUCGAUUUCAUAAUCCAUUUUCUUAUCUGGGUCGUGAUUUGUUUGGAUUAUCAUUGGUGUUUUGGUCUGGUUCUCCUGUAAGUGGUCGGUUAUAUGAAUGUUUCAUUGAAUCUGCUGCUUGUUACAGAGUCUACUGUUUCAUUGAUUUGAAAUCCAAGAGUUGUCCAUCCUUAUUAUCUUCAAACAUUUCUCUGUCUUGUUGAUUGUGUUCAUCAGAUGAAGAACCAUAGGUUUGUUUGUUGAGUUUUGGGCGAAGUUGAGUUCAUUGUGUAGUUUUUCAGCAAUUUUCUGUUCGUUUGAUCAUUUUCUUGUUUGAUUUAAGGCUGUUGAAUGGAGUUGCAAAAGCUCUCAAGUAGAUGAGAGUUUAUGAAAAGAUUCUGCAAUGGGGCAUGUGAACUUAGAGAAGAAAUGGCUAUUUCCUCUUGUGAUAAGCUCUCUAAUAUGCAUAUUCCUCCUUGCUACUACCUUCAACAUGGGUCUAAUCUCUUCUAUCCAUACAUUCAAUUCAAUCUUCUUAAUGCUUCCAUCUCCAUUGCCCACAAACCAAACUAACCCAACGUUAUUUGCCGAGACGAAAGUUGCAAAAUCGCCACCGACGAACCCUGCAUCUAUGAUUCCACGAUUCGGUUACCUGAUUUCGGGGUCGAAAGGCGACUUAGAGAAGCUAUGGAGAACUCUUAAAGCACUUUACCAUCCAUUGAAUCAAUACGUUGUUCAUUUGGACUUGGAGUCACCUCUAGAGGAGAGGUUGGAGCUUGCUUCAAGAGUAGCAAAUGAGUCGAUUUUUGUUGAGAUUGGGAAUGUUUUCAUGAUCACCAAAGCAAAUAUGGUUACUUACAGAGGUCCAACAAUGGUGGCUAAUACCCUCCAUGCUUGUGCUGUUCUUCUUAAGAGGAGCAAUGAUUGGGACUGGUUUAUUAACCUCAGUGCCUCAGACUACCCUCUCAUCACUCAAGACGAUCUUCUUCACACUUUCUCACCUCUAGAUAGAAAUUUGAACUUCAUUGAACACACAAGCAAGUUAGGAUGGAAAGCGAGUAAGCGAGCAAUGCCAUUGAUGAUAGAUCCUGGAUUAUACAAAACAACCAAAUCAGAUGUUUUUUGGGUCAACCCACAACGACCUCUCCCCACAUCAUUCAAGUUGUUCACUGGAUCGGCAUGGAUGGUUCUAUCUCGUUCGUUUGUCGAGUAUCUCAUCUGGGGUUGGGACAACCUUCCUAGAACACUUCUCAUGUAUUACUCAAACUUUGUUUCCUCCCCAGAAGGCUACUUUCACACUGUGAUCUGCAACGAGCCUGAGUUUGCCAAAACUGUAGUUAACCAUGACUUACAUUACAUCUCUUGGGAUGUGCCACCACGACAGCAUCCUCAUGCCCUCACCAUUAACGACACCGAAACAAUGAUAGCCAGCGGCGCUGCCUUUGCUCGAAAGUUUCAGCGAGACAGCCCUGUGCUGGACGAGAUUGAUCAAGAGCUACUGAGACGUGAUGACAAAGGGAGUUUUACCCCUGGUGGGUGGUGUUCUGGUAAGCCUAAAUGCUCAAAAGUCGGAAACCCGUUUAAGAUCAAGCCAGGGCCAGGAGCUAAGAGGCUUACCCGCCUCGUAAAAAAGCUAACUUCGGCUGCUAAAGUAGGUGAAGGUCAGUGUAAAUAGUCUUAGCUAGAAGAAAUAUUGAUAGUGCAAAGAUAAAAAGUUCCCAUGCCAUUGUGAUUCUCUAAUCAUAGUUGUUGUUAUCGUUCGAUAACAUUCAUGUUGCCGUUCUUCGUUCUUGUUUCUCGGUCUGUUUCUUCUUCAUUUUUCUAAAUGAGAAACAACACAUGUUUGAUAAUGAUUAUAAUCACCUUUCUGUGUAAA
Cucurbita pepo subsp. pepo (vegetable marrow) is the source of this 2228-nucleotide messenger RNA. RefSeq names its product beta-glucuronosyltransferase GlcAT14A. Lineage: Eukaryota; Viridiplantae; Streptophyta; Magnoliopsida; Cucurbitales; Cucurbitaceae. The record is from RefSeq and is a predicted model, not a curated record. Gene Ontology annotation, molecular function: glucuronosyltransferase activity. Gene Ontology annotation, cellular component: membrane.